AUGCUGACGUUGGCGAUGUCUGCUGCCGCCCUCGCCAGUCCAGAUGCGCGCAUGUCCGGCUGCUACGACCGCCUCGCCGGCCGGCUGCUCGCACGCCUCCGCCUCGGCGACGCUGCGGCCACCUCUCCAGAGCGGCCGUGGUGGGUUGCCAUUGCUGGCGGCCCCGGAGCGGGAAAAUCGUCCCUCGCGAGCGCCGUCUGCGAGCGCGUCAACGCGGUCUCGCCCGGCGCCGCCGUCGUCCUUCCGAUGGACGGUUUCCACUACUCCCGCGCCGAGCUGCGCGCUCUCGACCCGCCCGACGCCGGCUCGCUUCUGCCUCGGCGAGGCUCGCCGUGGACGUUCGACGCGGAGGGGCUCUGCGCGUCGCUGACGCGCGCCAAGGCCGCGUCCGAAGGGAGACUACCCGUUUACUGCCGCGUCAAGUCGGACCCUGUGCCGGAUGGCGUGCAGCUGCUGCCUUCGCACAAGCUCGUGCUGGUGGAGGGCAACUACCUGCUGCUGGGCGAGGAGGAGGAGCGGUGGGCGCCGCUCCUGCCCCUGAAAUGUCUAGGAAGUGUCUAGGAAGUGUCUAGGAAGUGUCUAGCAAGUGUCUAGGAAGUGGCUAGGAGGGGUCUAGGAAGUGUCUAGGAAGUGUCUAGGAAGUGUCUAGGAGGUGUCUAGGAGGUGUCUAGGAGGUGUCUAGGUGGGCGCCGCUCCUGACCCUCUGGGACGAGAAGUGGUUUGUGGCAUGCGCGUCCGCAGAGGAGCGCGCGAUUCCCCGAGAUUCCCCGAGAGUCCCCG
This is a messenger RNA of Emiliania huxleyi CCMP1516, 780 nucleotides long. RefSeq lists its product as hypothetical. Gene Ontology annotation, cellular component: cytoplasm. The transcript is spliced from 4 exons. The record is from RefSeq and is a predicted model, not a curated record. NCBI's taxonomy places the organism in Eukaryota, Haptophyta, Isochrysidales, Noelaerhabdaceae. The coding region runs from base 1 to 561 and encodes 186 amino acids. Gene Ontology annotation, molecular function: ATP binding; kinase activity.